Molecule: messenger RNA, 498 nt
Organism: Cylicocyclus nassatus
Lineage: Eukaryota; Metazoa; Nematoda; Chromadorea; Rhabditida; Strongylidae
Source: the annotation of a GenBank genome assembly
AUGUUCCUCACUUCAUAUCUUGACAGUCGCACAGAGGUGCAAGAUGAUAAGUAUUGUGGGGUUUCUGGAAGUGUCACAGAGGGAUUUGCACAAUUUCAUCAAUUCUUCAAUCUUUCCUGUCAGUUUGGAGGUUUCCUUGGCUCUGGAUUCGCAUACAUUGUUGCUAGACGUUUGACAAGACAAGCACAGUCAAAGGAAAUUACAUCAAUCAAACCGAUUCUUGUAGUGAACUUCAUUUCAUGUAUAGUCAGAUCUUCAAGCAACAUCAUUUACAUUCUCAAGAAUUUCCUUGAUCUUGACAUAACGAAAUCUCAGCAAAACUAUGCGGUUACGUAUUCAUCGGCUGUGUUCCAGGUAUCAAAGUUUGUGCUAUAUAUUCUUACGGGACAGGAAUUUCGUGAUUACUUACGGAAAAUGAUCAACGACAAAAGCGAUCUAGAUACAACAGUUGCAAAAGUGACAAUAGUCAAAACGACGAAACUUCGUUCCAUCCAUUGA